AUGACACGUGCAACACGGCAAAAAGAAAAGGAGGAGGAACAGGCCGGAAGUCGCGCGACAAGGAGGCUGUCUCAACAGACCGAUAGGGAGGGUGGUGGCGACUCUAAAGGUACUAAUGCGUCUUCCGCGCGUGGCAGAGGGCUGAAAAAAUUGGCGGGAAAAAAGGCCGCGUUUGGACAGGAGAAGUCCGGCAAGAAGGCGGAAGAGAAGGAGAAGACUGCUACUACUGCCACAGGGAGCGUGAGUCUUGCAGUCCCGUCGGCGGAGAGAGAGGAGUCGGCGACAGGGGGAAACCACGGCGACUCUCCCUGCGCCGAGCAUGGCGCAACCCAGGAGUCCGAGGCGGAGGCAUCCCAACACGGACUGACGCUGCUCCAGCCGACCGUGGUCGAAGUUUCUGCUGCCGUGGUGGAUAAGGCCAAGGCGGGGGAACACAGCAUCUCCGACGUAGGUGGCUCUCCUCCUUCUGGUGGACGUGGGAGGCGUAGGCAGAGGAAGAGCGAUGGGGAAGAAGAGUAUGACACCGCCGUGCCCGGAGACAUCAAUACGCGGUCAAAGAGGCGGCAGACAAGCCGCGGUGCUGACGACGCCGGUGGUGCAGAAGUUGGGAAAACGCGAGGCGCCAGGGAAGCAAGUGGCAAGGCGACGGGUCAUGCAUUGCGCAAGCAGGGCCGACCCGCAGCGAGGAGAACAUCCGGCGGAAGGAGGGGCAAGAAAGAUGAGGGGGAUGCGGGGGAUGAGGAGGAGGAGGCUGAUGAGGAGGAGGAUGCGGAGGAAGAGGAGGAUGAAGAGGAUGCGGAGGAGGACGACGCGGAGGUUGGGGAGGAAGAAAAGGAUGAGAAUGAUGACAAGGAGGACGAAGAGGAGGAGGAGGAGGAGGACGAGGAGGGGGGCGACGAGGAUGACAAGGAGGCGGAGGAGGAGGAGGAGGAGGAGGAGAGGGAUGAGGAGGAGGAGGAGGAGGAGGAGGAGGAGGAGGAGGAGGAGGAGGAGGAAGAGGAGGAGGAGGAGGAGGAGGAGGAGGAUGUGGCGGCAGUGAAAGGACGGGGCGGGCGAGGCAGACGGGGAAGUGGUACAGGGAAGCUCCACGCUUCUCCUGUCUGGGGCAGGGCCGUCUCCCCCCUCGCCGGUCCUUCGCGCGGGCAAGGGCCAAGCACUUCUGCCAAUCCCUUCCCUGAGCUGCCCUUUUCCCACCAGCGUGAUAGUGUGAGGGCACACGGGACUGCUGCAAAAGACGUUGAUCCCCUUGGCCAGAAGGGGGAUUCUUCACGCCCUUUUCCCCCGCUCUUGGGUGCCCUAGGUGAAAGUGCGGAGCACGAGCAGUUUGUUACACGGGAGGAGUUCCAGGCGCUACAAUCUGAGAUGUACGCCAUGUUUGCUCAGCUCGGCCUGCGUCGUGGAGCACCUGCCAGUUAUGCCGGGGGAUCCGCAGUGGUGCCUAUGAAAGGUAUCCCGCCGCCGAUGAGUGCCGUGGAGAAGGCACGAGUGCUAGUGUUGCAGGAGUCAAACCCAUUCCCGUGGGGCGGGUUGUUGGUGGACGUGGCGGAUGCAGGAGGGUGUGACGUGGCGGAAGGUGAGGGUUGGGGAUGA
Molecule: messenger RNA, 1590 nt
Organism: Closterium sp. Naga37s-1
Lineage: Eukaryota; Viridiplantae; Streptophyta; Zygnematophyceae; Desmidiales; Closteriaceae
Source: the annotation of a GenBank genome assembly